Messenger RNA from Lepus europaeus (European hare), 1709 nucleotides. RefSeq names its product SUMO1 activating enzyme subunit 1 (gene SAE1). NCBI's taxonomy places the organism in Eukaryota, Metazoa, Chordata, Mammalia, Lagomorpha, Leporidae. Gene Ontology annotation, biological process: protein sumoylation. The record is from RefSeq and is a predicted model, not a curated record. Gene Ontology annotation, molecular function: SUMO activating enzyme activity. The coding region runs from base 80 to 1120 and encodes 346 amino acids. Gene Ontology annotation, cellular component: SUMO activating enzyme complex; cytoplasm. The transcript is spliced from 9 exons.
GGCGGCAGUUGGCGGCGCGCGGGACCGGCUGGCUGCUGGCUUGAGCGGGACCGGAGCGGAGGCAGAGCGAGGCCGCGCCAUGGUGGAGAAGGAGGAGGCGGGUGGCGGCAUCAGCGAGGAGGAGGCGGCGCAGUAUGACCGGCAGAUCCGCCUGUGGGGGUUGGAGGCCCAGAAACGGCUGCGGGCCUCCCGGGUGCUUCUUGUCGGCAUGAAAGGACUGGGGGCUGAAAUUGCCAAGAAUCUCAUCCUGGCAGGAGUGAAAGGACUGACCAUGCUGGAUCACGAACAGGUAUCUCCAGAGGAUCCUGGAGCACAGUUCCUGAUCCGGACCGGGUCUGUUGGUCGGAAUCGGGCUGAAGCCUCCUUGGAGCGUGCCCAGAACCUCAACCCCAUGGUGGAUGUGAAGGUGGACACUGAGGAGAUAGAGAAGAAGCCGGAGUCGUUCUUCACUCAGUUUGAUGCUGUGUGCCUGACUUGCUGCUCCAGGGAUGUCAUAGUCAAAGUUGACCAGAUCUGUCACAAAAACAGCAUCAAGUUCUUUACAGGAGAUGUUUUUGGCUACCAUGGAUACACAUUUGCGAAUCUUGGGGAGCAUGAGUUUGUGGAGGAGAAAACCAAAGUUGCCAAAGUCAGCCAAGGAGUGGAAGAUGGACCUGAUACCAAGAGAGCAAAACUUGAUUCAUCUGAGACAACUAUGGUAAAAAAGAAGGUGGUCUUCUGCCCCAUGAAGGAAGCACUGGAGGUGGACUGGAGCAGUGACAAAGCCAAGGCCACUCUGAAGCGCACAACUUCUGACUACUUUCUCCUGCAAGUGCUCCUGAAAUUCCGCACGGAUAAAGGAAGAGACCCUGGCUCUGCCACGUGCGGGGAAGAUGCUGAGCUGUUGCUGCAGAUCCGAAACGACGUGCUGGACUCGCUGGGCGUCAGUGCUGACCUGCUGCCUGACGACUUCGUCAGGUACUGCUUCUCCGAGAUGGCCCCGGUGUGCGCGGUGGUUGGCGGGAUCUUGGCACAGGAAAUUGUGAAGGCCCUGUCGCAGAGAGACCCUCCUCACAACAACUUCUUCUUUUUCGAUGGCAUGAAGGGGAAUGGCAUCGUCGAGUGCCUUGGCCCCAAGUGAGCCCGAGGCUUGACCGCGCCCUUCUCCCCGGAAGUGAAGGCUCUGGCGCGGGCUGUGCGGAUGUGCCGCUGCCCCUACGCCGCCAGCCGCCUGCGUCCUGGGCUGUCUCCGCGGCAGCAGCCCUGCAGCCCUCCCGUCCCAUCGCUUAGGCCCCUCUUGCCCCCCUGGACCUGCUGCCUGCCCGACAUGGGGCAGGGAGGAACUCCAGGUGGGGGCGAGGCUCAGGGCCGCAGCUCCUCGGGUGCCUGGAGGGAGGGGCCGCGCGACGGGCCGCGUGGGUCUCCAGAGUUUGAGAUCCUGGAAAACAACAGGUGGCUCUUCAUUUUAGUUUAGGCUUAGUCAAGUUCCAGCCUGGGUCGUGGAAGCCAGGAAAUGUCACCCAGCUGCGUAUUAGUGGCAGAGGCUGCUUUGAGAGGGCAGAUCCCGGGUCGUGCCCUGGGGCCUCGGGGCUGGGUUGGUGGGGCCGGGUGCCUGUGAGGCCCUGGGCAGCCCCUCUGUGUCCCUGAACCACAGCUGUUUGUAUUUUACAUGUUUGCUGUAUUUUCCUUGUGUGUUUAAAAAGGAAUAAUGGGAAUAAAGUUGUUUGCUU